AUGUGGCCAUUCUUCUCUCUGGGCAACACAACCCUCAACAAGAUCUUUGGACUAACAUACUCCGUCUUCAGUCUCCGUCUCGGCUCCAUUGCCCCCAAUUUCCAGGCCGAAACCACCAAAGGGCCCAUCGAUUUCCACGAAUUCAUUGGAGACAACUGGGUUAUUCUUUUCUCGCAUCCGGAAGACAGAACACCGGUGUGCACAACGGAGCUGGGAGCCUUUGCGAAAUUGGAGCCGGAAUUCACCAGACGAGGAGUCAAGUUGAUUGGGCUGUCUGCAAACACCGUCGAGAGCCAUGACGACUGGAUCCAAGACAUCAAUGAGAUCAGCGGCAGCAACUUGCAAUUCCCCAUCAUUGGAGACAAGCAAAGACAAAUUGCCCUGAAAUACGACAUGCUCGACCACCAGGACGCCACCAACGUGGACGAGAAGGGAAUCGCAUUCACUAUCCGAUCCGUCUUCAUCAUUGACCCCAAGAAGACCAUUCGAACCAUCCUCUCCUACCCGGCCUCCACCGGUCGAAACACCGCCGAAAUCCUCCGAAUCGUCGAUUCGCUGCAGACCGGUGACAAGCACAAGGUGACCACACCUAUCAACUGGGUUCCUGGUGACGAUGUCAUUGUUCAUCCCAGUGUCAAGACUGAACAAGCCAAAGAAAUCUGGCCAGAGAUGAAGAUCAUCAAGCCCUACCUGCGGGUGACACCUCUGCCCAAGGAAAAGACCACUGCGGCUUAA
Rhinocladiella mackenziei CBS 650.93 is the source of this 735-nucleotide messenger RNA. RefSeq lists its product as uncharacterized. Gene Ontology annotation, biological process: cellular oxidant detoxification; cell redox homeostasis; cellular response to oxidative stress. The coding region runs from base 1 to 735 and encodes 244 amino acids. Gene Ontology annotation, cellular component: mitochondrion; cytosol. The record is from RefSeq and is a predicted model, not a curated record. NCBI's taxonomy places the organism in Eukaryota, Fungi, Ascomycota, Eurotiomycetes, Chaetothyriales, Herpotrichiellaceae. The transcript is spliced from 2 exons. Gene Ontology annotation, molecular function: peroxiredoxin activity.